Messenger RNA from Rhododendron vialii, 1105 nucleotides. RefSeq lists its product as uncharacterized. Lineage: Eukaryota; Viridiplantae; Streptophyta; Magnoliopsida; Ericales; Ericaceae. The transcript is spliced from 2 exons. The coding region runs from base 425 to 1105 and encodes 226 amino acids. The record is from RefSeq and is a predicted model, not a curated record.
GGCAAGGAAAGAUCUACAUUCAAACAGUAAAACACCAGCAGAAGCAUCAGAUACACAAGAAUAUGACUCGAACUUAAAUACACCCGAUGAGAUCAAAACUCCAAUAGCACAAGCACAUGUGCACAAGUUGUGGCAAAGAAAGGAUACGCAGCAAGGCACACUAGUUGAGAUAAGUUCUUGCUCAAGCAAACCAGCCAAACAAGAAAGUUCCAUCUAUUACUAUCAAAAUCCUAGAAAAGUCUAGAGCAAGAGAAGCGACACAAACUCAGUAUGAACUUAGAGCAAGAUCAGAAAAACAAUUAGCAACCAACAUCGAAGAAGAAGCAUUGACAACCCGAUCAUAAUUGGUAAAAAAAGGACAAGAAAAGUGGUUGAAAAAGAGAGCACACAACGAGUAAGCUUGAAUAGGUCCAACUUGUAGGGUAUGAUUAGAUUGAUCAAAGAUACCGAACUCAGGCCCAAACACAUAGCUUGCCUAAAAAAAACAUCAUUUUGGUUAUUGAUUGAAGCAAUUGUGAACAAGAAGUUGGUAAGUGAUCAUUGCAGAAAGUUUGAUGAAGUGGUUGUGAAAGUUAUAAAGUCCUAUGAUGAAUGGACAAAAAGUUUUAGAUUGGGUGACAAGAAAGUAAAGCUCAAGGAUAAUCAUGUGAAGUUGAUUUUUGGAAUUUUCUGUGGAAAUGAAGAGAUAGCAGAAACAAACAUCAGCAAAGAAGACACUAUAUUAGCUAAUAGGUUUGGCAUUAAAGAGCCAAGGUUAACAACUACAACAAUGAAGGAAAUGAUCAAACAACUGAAAAGUAGCAACAAACCAAAAGAUAUUAGCGAUGUUGUCAGAUUGCUUUGCCUUUUCCUUUGUGUCACAUUGCUUUUCUCGACAAGUGGAGCAACGGUGAAUUGGUCAUUUGUUUAUUACAUGGAAGACCUAGUAAAGGUAAAACAAUACAACUGGGCGGGAGCUAUUACAGAUUAUUUGAUGAAGUCCAUUCACAAAAAUCUUAAGGAGCUCAACGAAUUGCAUGGAUGUUCUCUGCUUUUAAUGUUUUGGCUUUGUGAGCACACUAAACUCCACAACAAAAGAAUGCAGGUGCAGUUCAAAGAUUACUGA